Messenger RNA from Athalia rosae (coleseed sawfly), 2207 nucleotides. Its product is annotated as FAST kinase domain-containing protein 4. Gene Ontology annotation, biological process: regulation of mitochondrial mRNA stability. NCBI's taxonomy places the organism in Eukaryota, Metazoa, Arthropoda, Insecta, Hymenoptera, Athaliidae. The coding region runs from base 161 to 1864 and encodes 567 amino acids. The transcript is spliced from 10 exons. The record is from RefSeq and is a predicted model, not a curated record.
UCUCUAUAGUACUGUUCUUCGAGCAAUCUUUGAUUGAAUGUGCUGCGGCCGCUUAACCUCAAUAUGAUAUCAUAAAUCGGAUAAAAUUAUUUAUAAACACAUAGUUCUAUGAACACACUAAUUAUUUCAUUUGAACCCCGUAAAUAUAGUAUUAAUAGCAAUGUUACAAUUCGGUGGAGUCAUGUGUAAUGUAGUCGCCAGGUUUGCUCCCCGUAAAAUAUGGAGGAUCAAUCCACAGCAGAUGUUAAUUGCCAGCAGCUCCACAGCUAUCAAUCCAAAUAUCGAACCCAUCCCUGGCAAGCCUGAACGUGUAUCUCAAAAGAUUGAUAAGAAAAAUAGCCAAACGAAAGAGAAAUCAAGAAGUUCUUUGGUGCAGGCAGCCUUUGCUGUUUUAGGGGAUAAAGACAAUGUGGUGAAUGCAUCAAGCUCUUCAGAUAAGAAUGCUGAAGCCCCGAACUUGUCAACCACUAUAUCCAAAACAAUUACUGAAGCUACAACUGUCGAAAAGUUGUUGACCAUAGCUAUGAAUGAAAACAUUACACGAACAAAUGCAAUGCAAAUUAUGUCUAUCCUUUCAAAAUGGAUUAACAAAAAGAAAGUAAGUUUAAAUGACUUUGACGAUGAUCCAAGGUUCUUAUGCCUCUGUGAGCAACUGGCAGGAAAAUCAAAUGCUCAAGCUAAAUAUAUGGACAGCCGGCAUUCAGAUCUGUCUACUAUAAUUGGACUCACAGGAGACGAUGCAGCAGCAAAACUCAUUUCAACUUUGUCCCUCUAUCAAAUGAUAAAGGUCAUGAGUGCACUAGCCCACAAGGGAAGAAGGCCAAUGACAAUAUUGAGGUCAUUAUCAUUCAACAUUGGGCGCAACACUGAAAAUCUGAACAUCAAGCAAUGUGCCGACUUGUUGUAUGCAAUGGCUGUCCUCAAUUUUCCAGACGAGGUCUUGUUGGAAAGAGUAAGUGUGGAAUUAUCCAGAACCAUACCCAAGAAUGAAGGAAACGCCGUUGUAGGAUCAAUUAUGACAUCCAUCGGAUUCCUGCGAUACAGAAACACUGAGUUGUUAGAUUUAUUAUGUGACUGGAUCGUUUCCGAACCCCGUACUUUUAGACCGCAGUACAUUACAUCUCUUCUGUUGACCCUAGCAACUGUUGGAUACACUCCUACUAAUGUAGCACUUUUGAAUACGUCACUAGUUCAGCCAUUGAAGGAGACUGACUUACCUGCAUCAGAAGUAUGGCUCGAUAAUGUAUGGGCAACCACUAUUUUAGGAAUAGCAGACCCAGUCCACAUUUCUACCGUCCUGGACUCGGCUUUCGUUCAAAAACUCAUUGAUUUACAGUGCCUAACAACACAACGGAAGGUAAAAUUACUGAAUAUCAAUGCUGCUGCCAAGUUUCUCAUUCCCAACUACAAUGGUCCGUUCCUGUCUGAAGAUCUAGAUUUCUUCAACUGUACGUUGGAAAAAUCCAAAGAAAAACAGGUGUAUAUAUCUUCGGUGUUGGAUACACUCUCUAAUCUAUUCACACACUCCACUUGUUUCAAAAGCCACGUCCCUACUGGCAUGGGUUUCGUUUUGGAUGCCGAAUGCUACAUGGACGAAAAAUGCAAUCCAAUGCCGAUUGAGAAUAUGGGGAAAAAGAAAGAAAACAUAAAUAGGAUCGCGACUAUCGCGCUUUGCUAUUCGGACUUUUGUAGAGUGCAGACACAACCGAUGGGAAUUUAUUCUUUAAUAACGAAGCUGUUGGAGACACAGAAUUACAAAGUAGUAAUGGUCCCCUACACGGAGUACAAUGCAAAAGAUAAUUUAGUGGCACGUGUCAAAUACCUGGAACAGAAGAUAAAGUCUUCAAUUAAAAACUCCACCUAGUCACAAUUCGUCGAUGCUGUAAUUCGUUAUCGGCUAUUGUAAAGGGAAUUUAAAAUACCCAAUCUAGAUACCUGCACGGGAUUGCCAACGAAAACUAGUAAUUCAAAUCAUCAACUGUUGACAUUUCAGAAAACCGUUGAGCAAUAAAGUGGAACUUCAUUUUUAUAUACGGCAAUAUUUAAUUACCAUUCGUCAUAGGCCGUAGGUGAAUGCGAGAAUGAUAUUUACGAUAUCUGAGAAAGAAACCACAUGUAAAUAUGCCCGAUGCCAUUCCCUCUCAAAUUGUAAUUAACAAAUUUACAUUGAUUCAGGAUGUAGUAGAAAUAAAAAAUGAACAAACAUC